AGGACAAACUGUAAUGAGACUCUUACGAAAUCUUCAGUUUGAGAAUGAACUUAAAAAAAAUAGCUAAACUGGAUUUAAAACUUCGUUCGUUAUUUUGUGGUAUUUUAUUUCGCAGAAACAAUCCAAGUACCCGCAUAAUCCGAAUCUCCGUUGGAAAUGUAACUGUUUGAAUGACUCUUCCAGCAGCGACUGUUAUUUUGAAACUAUCGGCUCACUAAAAACCGGAAGUCGACUUUGAAAUUGGCAGAAGCGAAGCGAAGCGAAUCGGUGGCUCUUUGGUGUGAACGGAAGGAGCAGCGAGGCGCAGCCGAUCGGACCCCGUUUGACUCUCUCUGUCUUUUAAAUUGCCAGAUCACCAUGACUACAGAGCUCAGCACAGACAUUAAUAUCAAGGAACCACGAUGGGAUCAAGGGACAUUCAUUGGGAGAGCCAAGCAUUUCUUCACUGUCACUGACCCCCGAAAUAUCCUGUUAUCCACGGAACAGCUGGAGUCAGCGCGGCAAAUCAUUCAGGAUUACAGGCAAGGAAUCGUGUCUCCAGGACUCACAGAAGAUGCGCUGUGGAGGGCAAAGUACAUCUAUGACUCCGCCUUUCACCCGGACACGGGGGAGAAGAUGAUCCUGAUUGGUCGGAUGUCUGCGCAGGUUCCCAUGAACAUGACUAUCACGGGAUGCAUGAUGACCUUCUAUAAGUCAACUCCGGCAGUUGUGUUCUGGCAGUGGAUCAACCAGUCUUUCAACGCAAUAGUCAAUUACACCAACAGAAGUGGCGAUGCCCCUAUAACCGUCAGUCAGCUUGGUACCGCAUAUGUGUCCGCGACCACAGGCGCCGUUGCCACGGCUUUAGCGCUAAACGCACUAACCAAGCAUGUCUCACCACUUAUAGGCAGAUUUGUUCCGUUUGCUGCUGUGGCUGCUGCAAACUGCAUCAAUAUCCCACUGAUGAGGCAAAGAGAACUUAAACACGGUAUUCCGAUAACGGACGAGAACGGCAACAGGUUGGGGGAGUCGAAGAAGGCAGCCCAGCAAGCCAUCUCACAGGUGGUGGUGUCCAGAAUCCUCAUGGCCUCCCCAGGAAUGGCUAUUCCACCGUUCUUGAUGAACACCCUUGAAAAGAGAGCAUUUCUAAAGAGGUUUCCGUGGAUGAGUGCACCCAUACAGGUGGGACUGGUAGGAGUCUGCCUGGUGUUUGCCACUCCUCUCUGCUGCGCCCUGUUUCCACAGAACAGCUCCAUGUCGGUCGGCCGCUUGGAGCCUGAGCUCCAGGCAAAGAUCAAGGCCAGUUACCCGGAGGUAGAGAGGGUUUACUUCAACAAAGGCCUGUGACGACCAGGCCACGUCAUCCUGGUCACCGGCCCAAAACACCCCCCAGCACAGCAUGUCAUCCAACGUGCCGAAGUCCCCUCCUCCGUUUCUCCCGGAUUCAUACGGACCUCACUGACUUCUCCCUGUAUUUCAACCUGUGACGAGUCUGAUCUUCUUUAAUAUUUGCUUUCAACAUGGAAUUUUUCUGUGCUGUGCUCUUCGUGUGAAACUCCAUACACCACAUGCCAUCCUCCUGCAUUUUCUUCCCUGUUUGAAAUUCACUCUUUAAAUGCAGAUAUUAACACUGGUCCGUCAGUGUCUCCCAAAGCUGUUGGAAAUGUGGAUUUCUGACAAGGUACCUCUUAGGGGGUCUCGUGUUCUACUCGAUUUUAGAAGUGCAAUUUCCACGACAUAACAGGCCGUGGGGGGGGGGGACAUCUCUCAUCAUGUCUCUUAGAGCUGUGUUUUACUGCCAAAAUAUUUUCCUCAUUUUCUUUAAGGCCCCCAUUCUGGGUCCUUACUGAAAUUAGGAAUUUUACUCAAGUACAGCCUGUGAAAUAUAUACAGUUUAUCUGCGAGUGAAUUCUCCAAUGAUGCGUAUGAACAAAGACCGUUCAUGAUGUACAUAUAGCACUACUGUGUGUAUUUAUGGCCUUCAAGAACAAACUGCAAACAACGGGAGAAAAUGCAAAUAUAGAAUAUACAUAUCCUGUGAAUAUAUCGGCGGUCCCGGAUGGUGAUAAGCAAUUUUUGCAUAAUCUCUGGUUUUCACCAAUAAAAACAGGUGCUUUAUGACUUAUGUCACAAUUCUGAAGCUUUUAAUUGUGAAGAAAAACAUUAUGGGCAAUACUGUAAUACAAAAAUUAGUUUCAACUCCUGGCAUAUUUUAUUAAUUAAGUGGUUUACUGAAUCCUCGGUUCAUGAUGUACUGGUAAUGUUUAUUAUUUUUUUCCCCCACUAAUUGGCCACAUUUACUUAUGUUUAAAUAUAAACCAUUAGAAGGUAUCAGUGUACGAUUACUGCCGUUAAGAUUUUUUUGGGAUGUACGUAACAACGCAUUAUGUAAUAAUACCGAAUUGUGUAGCAAUUCGGCAAAAUUUAACAACUUUUCACUUCAUUAUGUAAUGGCACCCGCAUUCUGUAAUAAUCCCUCGCAUUUUGUAAUAGCCUGAAUGCAAUAUUGUAUUUGUACGUAUUUCCGUGCAUUCCGUAAUAAAUUACUACACAUUGCGGCACUUGCUACAAAAUGUGGGAGCUAUAGAUUUUGAUGAUGAAAAAUAUUCCGUAAUAAACUCCAUUGACACAUUAUGUGGUGUUAUUACAUAAUGCGUUGUUAUUACAUAAUGUGGUGUUAUUACAUAAUGCGUUGUUGCAGGGUGUCUCAGCUGACAUGGGAAGGUUUUUAUUGGUUGUAUGUUUUUUCAUCAACUAGCAUCCAAAAUGACAUUUCUAAAUGGAGGACGUGCAUACAUUCACUGUUAAGAAGCACAAAGGUUUUAAAUGCCUCUCAGGCCAUCAAACAAAAACCAGACAGGGUUUUCCAUCUCCUUGUAUUGUCGUUCUCAUUGUGAUCUGACUAGAACUUGCGCAACACAUGCAGCUGCUGGAUGUGACCUGUAAAGGUUUCGUUAAGUCCUGUCUGUGGAAGUACAACUUGAUUGGUCACCGUGUCCCUUGAUCGUUUGUAAGAUUUUUUCAGAGAAACCUUAUUCAGUUUCUGCCCUUGUGAAUAUUCCACUUUAAUGGCAGUAUUCUUUAAAAAAAAAUGAUAUAUAAACAAUAUAUAAUCUCAAUAAAUUAGGGUUAUGAUAAUGUAGGCAUCGCGUUCUGCGGUGAGAUAUGUGUUGUAGUGUUCUGAUUGGUUGUAAAGUAAAUAUAGAGUGUGUGGUUUUUAAGAUAAACACAACUUCAAUUAAAGAUUAAGUGAUGAAUUUUGACUUUGCUGCUGAUGAUCUGAAGCUAUGCCUAGACUUUGGGGGCCCUUUAAAAUGAUGGUUUUAGUCCAUCCUGUUCUAGUAGAGUUUUAUAUGAUAUAUCUACAUGCAGACAGUAUUUCUAAAUAAGGUGUAAAUGAAUGAUUAUUCCAAAAGGUACUGUGCGUUACAUAUGCAAUAGCAAAAUGGACAGUGGUGUUAGUCACAAGCGCAAAAGAUUCUUGGUACUGAUCUGCAGAACUGAUUUCAUGUUGACCUAACAGACGUUUCCUCAACGCUGAAUUUUAGGCCUCUUGUUAUUGAGCAACAGAACAAUCUCUGUGCCCAUCACAGGGAUGUACCCUGGUCCCACAGCAGUUAAUGAAACGCUGCCAUGAGUUCUUGACUCCCGUGCAAUAUCGUGUUUAAGAUCUGAUGUUACGCAUAGUGUUUCUGGAGAAGCCUGACGGCCGAGUUGUGUUUGCGAGGCAGUGUGGGGGUGAAACCUGCUCGCAGCGUUCUUCAGUAUUUGAUGGUUUUCUGUGUCGUGUGGAGCUAACGGAUUCCUUAAUGGUUUGUUGUGUACUAGGGAGAAAAUAUGUAAAUGUUGAAUAAAGAAAGUAAAAGUC
Messenger RNA from Brienomyrus brachyistius, 3847 nucleotides. RefSeq names its product sideroflexin-1. Gene Ontology annotation, biological process: serine import into mitochondrion; monoatomic ion transport. The record is from RefSeq and is a predicted model, not a curated record. NCBI's taxonomy places the organism in Eukaryota, Metazoa, Chordata, Actinopteri, Osteoglossiformes, Mormyridae. Gene Ontology annotation, cellular component: mitochondrial inner membrane. The transcript has 11 exons. Bases 358 to 1326 code for a protein of 322 amino acids. Gene Ontology annotation, molecular function: monoatomic ion transmembrane transporter activity.